GCAAAACAAGCAGGUGACGAUGAAGCACAGGUGAUUGAUGAGAGUUUUUGCACGGCACUGGAAUAUGGUUUACCGCCAACAGCUGGCUGGGGUAUGGGUAUCGAUCGACUGGCAAUGAUAUUAACAGACAGCAAUAAUAUCAAG
Molecule: messenger RNA, 144 nt
Organism: Gongylonema pulchrum
Lineage: Eukaryota; Metazoa; Nematoda; Chromadorea; Rhabditida; Gongylonematidae
Source: the annotation of a GenBank genome assembly